CUACCUUGAUACAAUGGGACAGUCUUUAAAAUAUAUCAAAGUUCAUGUUCAGAUGCUACCUAUGUGUAUCAAAAUUGGGAGCUAUCUUAAAAUCGCUUUAAAAAAAUCAGGUGAAGCUUUCAAGGAGGGUAUUAUGCUAAAGAUUGAGGGAAAUAAUGAGAACAAGUUCGUCUAUAUUGUGAAAAGAUAUUGA
Messenger RNA from Funneliformis caledonium, 193 nucleotides. Lineage: Eukaryota; Fungi; Glomeromycota; Glomeromycetes; Glomerales; Glomeraceae. The record is from the annotation of a GenBank genome assembly.